UGCCGUAUUUGAGGGAGAGAGAGGAGGAGUAGCCCCCCUGCAGUAUUACCUUCUACGACGGUUUCUUGAAUUUUUUCCUUUCUUUUCUGAUCAUUGCACUUAGCUAUUGCUCCAGACUGGUGAAAAUAUUUUAUGUGUUAAGAUGAGUGGUGUAGUAUUUCAGGGUUGCAGGGGUCGAAGACCCGUCCCCCCCCCCUGUCUCCAGCGUCCUAGAGCUGCCCAGUCAGCAUGAAAGGGGAGCUUUUUAGCCACUGAAUAAUGCCCCAAAGUAUCAUCAUUGUUAUUAUUAUUAAGGACACUGACAACACAAGGUGUUAAACAGGGAUUUUGUUCUGAGGGUCUCAUAUUCAAAUGCACACCGCCACACACUAGCUAUGCCACAACUCCUUCUACUUAUCUAUCUUGAUAAUAAACAUGUGGUAACAUAAGUUGCUUUGUCAUUAAAUAUCAUAUGGCCAUUAGGAAACUAUUACAAAUGUAUUUGGAAAGAGCAGGAAGUGGCAUAAUUUGUCUAGAAACCAUUGGCUACAUUUGCUUCCAGUGCCUUUUGAAUACAGGUUGACCCAGGACCACUAACAGAUGGGUAAAAGGAGUAGGAUUUGGGGGACCCAAGACCAGCAGAAACCCCCUCCUGAUUUUUCACUUUCAUUUUUUAUAAAAAAGUAAAUCACUUGGCCAUUUCUGAAGAAAGGGCACAAAACAUGGAGGUAGCUUCAGUGCUUUGGCACUCCGCAGGCAGCACCAUUGUUAAGGACUGUCCCUAAGCAAUCAGACGAAUGAAUGUUGACCUCCUCCCCACUUGGGACUUGGGAGAAGCCCCUCAGAGCAGCAGGGGGAAAAACAGGAAAAGCUGGAUUGAGGAUAUUGGAGUAUGUUUGUCAAAGUGCUUUUGCUAUUUCACAUUAUUUCACCCCCCAGGCAUGUGCCUUUACAGAAUAAAAUAUAAUCAGUUCGUUUUGGUAUGUUUUAUUCAGAAUUAAAUGAGGUUUUAUUCCUGCUGAGAAUAAUUGAUAUGAACGCAGUCCCACCCCACUCUGAUUUUUCAUCUCCCCCUGCUUACAACCACUACCGGUCUGCUUCUCAUUACUGGGCUGUUGUUUAUUUACCCUAGCAUUUGGCAUCUGAGAUGUGUGUGUGUUUCAAGUUACCAACCUUUUCCUGUGACUAUUUGUUUGACCUGUGUUUAACACUGAAUUUUAAAUUGUUGUAACCCACCCUGGGAGCUGUUGAUGAAGGGCAGUGAUUUACCAGAAUGGCACCUGGGAAGCAGUCAAGGGACAAGAAACUACAAAAGUCUCCUGAGUGUCCAUCAGAAAAAGAGGCAAAAACAACUGGGAAAAGGAAGCGAGACACCAGAGAGCUGGAAAAUGUGCCAUAUGCAAAUAAAUUACUUGUGAAAAAAGCCCCCAAGAUUCUGGAGAAAAUGGGAGAAGCUUUCCAUGGAUCCAUGGUCAGAAAAACAGGAGUGUUCUUCCAUCAGCGAGAGACACAGAAGAACAUUGUCCAUUAUCUACAUCAGAAUAUGCUGGGUGGUGCUAUUGGGACACAGCUCAGAAAGUGUCUUCAGGUGCCCUUUGUACGUUCCCUCUAUUCGUACCGCCUGUUCCGCACAGCAAGUCCCUUUGACAGGAGGGUUACAUGCUUGGAAUGGCACCCAACGCACCCCAGCACAGUUGCUGUGGGCUCCAAAGGUGGAGACAUCAUCCUUUGGGACUAUGAAAUGCUUAAUAAAAGCUGCUUCAUAAAAGGGAAAGGCCCAGGAAACUCUCUUGGAGGCAUGAAAUUCAGCCCAUUUGAGUCGGCAAAUCUUUAUGUGGCUUCAGGGGAUGGCACCCUUAGUCUACAGCACCUUGAGGGCCGACCAGCGCAAGUGAUCUCCCGCACCCCAGUCUGUGACCAUGAAUUCCAUGAUGUUUGUUUCUGGUACUGCAGUGUUGAUGUAUCUGCAACUUGCCGGACGGUGGCGACAGGUGAUAAUGUGGGCAACGUAGUUCUGCUCAGUACUGAGGGUGAAAAGGUAUGGAACCUGAAACUGCACAAAAAGAAAGUAACUCACGUGGAAUUCAAUUCUCACUGUGAUUGGCUCUUAGCUACAGCCUCUGUGGAUCAGACAGUAAAGAUCUGGGAUCUGAGAAACAUUAAGGACAAGUCAAGUUCUCUUCAUGUACUUCCACAUGAUAAACCUGUUAAUGCAGCAUAUUUCAGCCCAACGGAUGGGGCUAAGCUACUGAGUACUGACCAGUACAAUGAAAUCCGGGUCUAUUCCUCUUCUGAUUGGUCCAAGCCCCAGCAUCUGAUUUCACAUCCCCAUCGGCAGUUCCAGCACCUUACACCUAUCAAGGCAACAUGGCAUCCUCGCUAUGACCUCAUUGUGGUGGGUCGUUACCCAGACCCUAGGUUCCCAAGCUACACAGUGGGCGAGUUGAGAACCAUUGACAUAUUUGAUGGAAACAGUGGGGAGAUGGUGUGCCAGCUGCACGAUCCAAAUGCAUCUGGAAUUAUCUCGCUCAAUAAGUUUAACCCUAUGGGAGACACCCUGGCUUCUGGAAUGGGUUUUAAUAUUCUGGUCUGGAGUCGGGAGGAAAUGGUAACCCAGAAUCAGGAGUGUCUCAUGCAGUCCAUGACAGAGCAGGGAAUAAGAUGCAGACGCUUAUCUCGACUGGGGACACAGAACCAAAGACAAUCAACCACAGGAGCAAGCAAACUUAAAACUAAACUAUUUAGUCUUGAAUUAGAGAGCACCAAAACAAAGGGCAAAGAGCAUAAAUUACAAGAGAAGAAGAAGAGAGGAAACUAUUCAGAGGACUGAUCAGGCAAGCAUAUGUGGUGUUCAUUUAGAGCAAAGCCUGUGCUGGCAUGGUAGGCAAUGGUGGCUUCAAGACAGAAGCAAGCCCUUACCCUAACCCAGCUUCUCUGGAUCACGGAUGGUAUGUUUCAAAAUCCUUUAUUAAGAGCAAAGAAUGUGUCCAUGCUCAAUACUCACAUGCAUUUGGCCCAAUUAAAGGAGCACCAUAUUUGUGCACACUUGCGGAUUUUUAACUGUCUGGGACAUGGCACAGCGCAGUGAACUGGGCUAUGCUGACAGUUCAGUUUGCAUUUUCAGAACACCCUAUUUCCCCUUCCAGUGUAUUGAGCAACCUGGGUUUGUCUUCCCAUGCCAGUUCAAAAUGUGAGAAUUUCCCUUCUCAAGGGUUCUUUCCCAGCACUGCUUCCUCAAAACAGAUAUGUUGUGAGGCAACUGUUUAGCUAGAAGCAUUUACUUGAUUGAUAAACUGCUUGUGGCCUAGGUAUAGAAGUACAGACUUCUUGAAGAGGCUGUUUGAGACUAAGGCAGGUGGCUUGGGUUUUAUAUUGCAGCAGUUGCUAUUGGGAUUUUGUUUUGUUCACCUCAUUUACAAAAUUGAGAUACAUUCAAUAAAGUUUUGUAUGGAA
Molecule: messenger RNA, 3432 nt
Organism: Podarcis muralis (Common wall lizard)
Lineage: Eukaryota; Metazoa; Chordata; Lepidosauria; Squamata; Lacertidae
Source: RefSeq, a predicted model, not a curated record